AUGAGUGAAAACAACAUCAAGUUUCCAUCCAAAGAUUAUGGCACUGUCGAUUAUGCCCAUAAUCGGUACAACCCAUUGCUUGACCAGUGGGUCCUAGUCUCACCGCAUCGAAUGAAACGUCCCUGGUCAGGACAGAUUGAACACAGAGGAGAUGAAGAGGUGGCAGAGCACGACCCAACUAACCCACUGUGUCCUGGUGCCAAACGUGGCAAUGGAGAGGUGAACCCAGUUUACACGGGCACUUUUUCUUUUGACAACGACUUUCCGGCGCUUCAGGAAGAGUACGAAACUAAUCACCCAUUUCUAGAAGAAAAAACGCGUGAUAUCAUUGAGAAAUCCGAAAGUCCGUUUUUCAAAAUGAGAGUUGUUAAAGGGAAAUGCCGAGUGAUGUGUUUCCAUCCAAAGUCAAACAUCUCUUUGCCACUAAUGACUGAACCGGAAAUUGUCGUAGUAGUGAAUCAGUGGAUCAACGAAUACAAACUUCUUGGCUCCAAGUAUGCUUGGGUGCAGAUCUUUGAAAACAAAGGUGCCAUCAUGGGUUGCUCCAAUCCGCACCCUCAUUGUCAGAUUUGGUCGAGUGACUACAUUCCAAAUGAAGCCAACACUGAAGACAAAAACCAACGAGAAUACUAUCAGUCAACUGGUGGUCGUCAGCUAUUGAUAGAUUACGUCGAACAGGAGCUAGCUCUAGGUGAGCGAAUUGUGGAAGUGAACAACGACUGGGUCGUUUUGGUUCCAUUUUGGGCUUUUUGGCCCUUUGAAACGAUGAUUCUGCCAAGACGAUCAAUUCAACGCAUUAGUCAGCUAAGCGAAACUGACAAGGAAUCUCUGGCUUCAAUCAUGAAGCGACUGCUUAUUCGAUAUGACAAUUUGUUUGAAGUUUCAUUUCCCUACUCUAUGGGAUGGCAUGGUGCACCUACUGGACCAUACAAAGACGAACCUCGGCCCUAUUGGACGCUUCAUGCUUCUUACUACCCUCCGCUACUUCGAUCAGCAACGAUAAAAAAGUUUAUGGUUGGUUAUGAGCUUCUAGCGCAGCAACAAAGAGAUUUAAGUCCAGAAAAGGCUGCUGAGCGACUUCGUGAGAUGUCUCUAGUCCACUACAAAGAGCGUAAUGCUAAAAAAUAG
Molecule: messenger RNA, 1128 nt
Organism: Rhagoletis zephyria (snowberry fruit fly)
Lineage: Eukaryota; Metazoa; Arthropoda; Insecta; Diptera; Tephritidae
Source: RefSeq, a predicted model, not a curated record